Pangasianodon hypophthalmus (striped catfish) is the source of this 1881-nucleotide messenger RNA. RefSeq names its product epithelial membrane protein 2 (gene emp2). Gene Ontology annotation, cellular component: plasma membrane. The coding region runs from base 394 to 882 and encodes 162 amino acids. NCBI's taxonomy places the organism in Eukaryota, Metazoa, Chordata, Actinopteri, Siluriformes, Pangasiidae. The transcript has 5 exons. The record is from RefSeq and is a predicted model, not a curated record.
CUCUCUCUCUUCCUCUCUCUCUCUCUGUACUCUCUCUCUCUCUCCAACCCUGUACUGUCCCUCUCUCUGUACUCCCUAAAUCUCUCUCUUUCUCCCUAACUCUGUACUCUCUCUCUCUCUUCUUCUCCCCUGCACUAUUCUAUUGCAGCUCCACCCUGUGUUUGUGAUCAUUUUUUCUUUUGAGAGGAGGAGCGCGCGCCUUUUUUCACGCCCCGCCGCUCACUACUACAGGCGACCUGCAGCGCGCGCCGUCACGGGGAUUUUUUCUCUUUCGCUUUUUUCUCCUUCUUAAACUUUUGGUGUUGAACCCUGAAGUCUCUCGGACGCCUUCUUCUUCCUCGUUUGGGACUUUUCUACUGCGGUUAGACCCAUCCUCCAGCUCCAGUGUCAGCCAUGUUGGUGAUUUUGGCUUUCAUCAUCCUCUUUCACAUUAUUUCGGCAAUACUGCUUUUCAUAUCAACUAUCCACAAUGCUUGGUGGAUUACAACAGAAGGGAACGUCUACACUGAUCUUUGGUACAUCUGCAACAAGACUUGUGAAGAGAUUCCAAAGAGUGCACACAGAGAAGCAGGUUAUCUUCAGACCGUGCAAGCUGCCAUGAUUCUAGCCACGAUCCUGUGCUGCGUGGACUUCUUCGUCUUCAUCCUUCAGCUUUUCCGUUUGAAGCAGGGCGAGAGAUUUGUCUUCACGGCCAUCAUUCAACUCUUGUCUUCACUGUGUGUGAUGAUCGCCGCGUCCGUUUACACGGCUCAGCGGACGAGUUUCCAGAGCUCGAACGUACAGAACGGGAACUACGGCUACUCCUUCGUGCUCGCCUGGGUGGCCUUCCCCAUGACGUUUAUCAGCGGCCUCAUGUAUUUAGUGCUGCGCAAGCGCAAGUAGACGCCCUACAACAGCCCACCUCAACCGGCUGCGACCUUCGCCGACAGAAUUUAUCGUGUAAAUAUGUUUUUUUUCCAUAAAUGUGGAGAUCCAAAACAUUGUCAAAACAUAAUAUCGAAAAAAAAAGAAUUAUGUUAAACAUAAAGUACUGGAAACUAAUUUGUUUUUCUUCUGUGCUAUGUAGUUUUAACCCUUUUUUUUUUUUGUUUCUAAAUUGUUUUUUAUUUUUGGAAAUUUGAGUAAAAUUUAGAAGAGGAUUAGAUAAGAUUUAAAUUAGAAAUAGCAAAACCACUAUUUAGGUUUUUCUUUUUUCUUUUAGAAACAAUACAGUAUGAAUUUGGCUUAAAAAAAUAAAAAUACUUGACCAUUUUUAACAAGUCAGAUAAAAAUCGUGCUGCCAAUUUGUCGAGCACCGCAUCAUACUUGAAGCUGAUCAGAGCAAGGCCGGAUGUGUACAUGACGCCUUUUUUGUGAAAGUUUUUUUUAUUCUUUUUUUAAAAUCAGAGUGUUUUUUCUUUUGUAAACUAAGGUUGUAGUUAUACUGCAUGUUUUAUUUUACCUGCAUUUAGCUUACCAUUGAUAUUAAAAGUAGCACGGAUUAUAGUUCAUUAGGCAGUGUAAUAAGCUUAUAGUGAAAGAUUUGGGAUUUGGGAUUGAAAAGAAGUUUUGUGUGUGUUUUUUUUUUUUUUUUCUUUUUGAUUCUCGUGUGUUUGACAGAAAUGGUUCAAAUAAUUUAGGAGACGUUUAUUUAUGUUGUUUUCUUUUUAUUGUAAUGAAGUAUUAUUUCAUCAAGCUUGAACCCGUUUUACUGAAGGCUUUUUUAAAAAAAAAAAUGGAGUGAAAUCAUAAUGGCAGCUUUCUUUCUUUUCCUUUUUUUAAUCCGUUUUGCUUGUUCUUUGUUUUAAGAUCUAUCCAGUUGCCUGUAUUUCCAGUGACUGAUCCCCACCAAGGGCUCGUUUUCUGCCUUUUUGAAGUUCAAUUAAAUGUAUUUUACUUUAA